AUGAACGAAAACAAAGAAUUAUUAACCAAAAUAGGCAAAAUUCAGGGAGCAAUUGGUUCUCUAGUAAAAGAUGAAGCAAUAAAAAGCACUCACACUAAUUAUAAAUACUUUGAGGAAAGCCAAGUAUUAAAGUCAUUAAAGCCAUUAUUAACUGAGCAAAAGUUAACAAUGAUAAUAAGUGAUGAUGACACCCAACCUUUACAAUGGGAAAAGGAGGGCAACCAGCACUUUUUAAGAUACUUGAAAAAAAUGGAAAUUAGCGACUAUGAGCAAUUAAUUAGUAAAGCAGUCAAUGACAACGAAAAGCAAAAACAGUUUCUCAAUUCUCUAUUUAGAAAGUUGGAGGAAAUCAAAGAAAUAGAAACCAUGGAGCGACUGCGUGAAUAUGAGGGCGGCAAAUAUCUCAAAGCUUAUUUACUCUACAAAUCAUUCAGCAGAGCCAAUUAUCAGGCCAAACAUUUAAAAUUAAAUAAUUAUCAGGAUAUAAAUGACUAUCUUGAGGCAAUGAAUAAAGAUAUUGAGUUGUUGGAACCCAAGGAGGAAAAACCUUUGCUACCCACUCAACCAACCAGCGAGCAAUUAUUAAUAAUGAUAAGUGAGCGAAUGAGAAUGGGAGAAAUUAAAAGAGAAGAAUGCGACUGUGAUGAUGGUUUUGUUGGACUUUUUGUUGAGGACAAGGGAGGCCAAGAACUAAUGCGUUUAAAUUUACUAACUGGCAAAAUCACUCCUGACCCAGUUAACCAGUUAUUAGAAAAACAUGGUUGA
Molecule: messenger RNA, 765 nt
Organism: Ambispora gerdemannii
Lineage: Eukaryota; Fungi; Glomeromycota; Glomeromycetes; Archaeosporales; Ambisporaceae
Source: the annotation of a GenBank genome assembly